Molecule: messenger RNA, 1277 nt
Organism: Guyanagaster necrorhizus
Lineage: Eukaryota; Fungi; Basidiomycota; Agaricomycetes; Agaricales; Physalacriaceae
Product: NPD-domain-containing protein
Exons: 10
Coding region: 229-1212 (327 amino acids)
Molecular function (GO): nitronate monooxygenase activity
Source: RefSeq, a predicted model, not a curated record
GUCGUUUGCCAGCUAUAGAUCACGAUUACGAUGACCAGGGGGGUAGCUCGGUCAUCAGUGCUAGUCUCAUGACAUAAAAGUCCGGCAGUUCGUCAGUCUCUCCUCGCUUAUAAUGCUCUCACACUUGCUUGUGUUCUACGUUCUCCCACCAUGCCUUCCUCAUCUCCCAUAUUCUCGACCCCCUUGACAAAGCUGUUCAAAAUUAACCAUCCUGUUAUGUUGGCAGGUAUGAACGUUGCUGCUGGACCUAGGCUCGCUGCCGCAGUUACCAACGCUGGUGGAAUUGGUGUAAUUGGUGGAGUCCAACAAACACCCAAGUUUCUUCAAGGGUCCAUCGAAGAGCUGAAAGGGUAUCUGGAAGAUAAGAACGCGCCUUUCGGCGUGGACCUGCUAUUACCUCAAGUCGGUGGAAACGCGAGAAAGACGAACAUAGAUUACACUGGUGGUCAACUCGCCGAGCUCCUCGAUGUGAUCAUCAAUGGUGGUGCCAAGCUUUUCGUCUGCGCAGUGGGCGUACCUCCGAAGUGGGCUGUGGACAAGCUACAUGAUGCUGGCAUCGUUGUUAUGAAUAUGAUUGGACAUCCGAAGCAUGUAGCUAAAGCCCUGGCACAAGGCGUCGACGUCAUUUGCGCACAAGGCGGUGAAGGCGGUGGUCACACUGGGGAUACACCCUUUUCCAUCCUUAUUCCUGCCGUCGUAGACUUGUGUAAAGAUGCUAAGAGUCCAUUAACGGGAGAACCCGUUAUCGUCGUAGCUGCCGGAGGAAUUGCCGACGGAAGAGGCCUGGCUGCAGCACUAGCGUACGGUGCCUCCGGUGUGUGGGUAGGCACUCGAUUUGUUGCGAGCGUUGAGGCCGGCGCGCCUCCCGUUCACAAGCAGUCGAUUGUGAAAGCUGGCUAUGAUGAUAUCUUUCGGACUGUCAUAUACACCGGAAGGCCUUUGAGCGUUUUGAAGACACCGUAUAACUCCGAUUGGGAAACCAGACGUCGCGACGAGAUAGAAACGCUGACUUCGAAGGGUCUUGUACCGCACGAUAUUGAGUUGCAGAAGUAUCCAGAAAAAUCGGUCUCCGGCCGUGCUUGGCUUAUGGGGAAGGUGGCUGCAUCUAUCCAGGCCAGUUUCAGUGCCACUUGCUUAUCGCAAACCACUGAUGCCGUGUUAUCUGUACGUAGGAUAUCAAAUGGGCCAAAGAGAUUGUCGAUGAGAUGGUGAUGACCGCGGCGAAGAGUCUUCAAUCAGCAAACGGGCUUACGGCUAAGCUAUAAUGAUGACGUGUC